Messenger RNA from Symbiodinium sp. CCMP2456, 1590 nucleotides. Lineage: Eukaryota; Dinophyceae; Suessiales; Symbiodiniaceae. The record is from the annotation of a GenBank genome assembly.
AUGCCGAAAGGUGGACGCUUUCCGUCUGUUCUACAGAGGGCACACAAGCUCUCGCAUCGGGAGCUGUUGCAACAGCUCAAGCAGAGGGGCACUCCAGAGGGGAAAGUCGUCGAAAUUGUCGCGCUUCUUCGGGACCAGGCUGGUUUGUCAGAUGUCAAAGACUACACCCUGGCGAUUUCGGCUUUGGGGCGAGUGGGGCGCUGGUUUGAGGCGGUGGCACUCUAUGGCGAGUACUCUGAACAACAGGGCGCCGACGGCAUUUGCCAUGCAGCUGCGGUCGGAGCUUGUGAGCGUUCCGCACAGUGGGUUGCAGCCCUUCGACUUCUUCAAGCUGGUCCCGGUACGCUGGCGCCGACGGCCGUGGCAGCUGCUCUCGGCGCCUGCGGCAAAGGUCGACAGUGGGAGCACGCCUUGGCAUGCCUGCGGAACGUGCAGGUGCACGGAACGAAGCUCUCUGAAUCCUGUUAUGGUCUCGCAGCCAGCGCUUGCGCUCGAAGUUUCCAGGCGAGGAGCACGCUCCGCCUCUUGCAGGAGGCCAAGGAAUGCAGCCUUGGGCCGGGUGUUCUUGCAAGCAGUGCUGGUCUCACUGCGUGUAGCAAGAUGCAGUGGUGGGAGCAAGCGCUUGUGCUCUUCUUUGGCAUGCAGGCUUCCACAGUACCACCUGAUGCGGUGUGUCACAGCACGCUGGUCAACUGCCUCGGGUCUGCGGGUCGCUGGCAGAUAGCGCUGCACCUGUUUCACGAUGCACUGUCGGCGCUCGAUGAUGACAUGCUGGGUCGCCCAACCAGUGGAGAUUCAUUGCCUUUGGACGUCUUCGUAGCCAAUGCUGCCAUGAGCGCGUGCGAAAGGUCAUUGCAGUGGCAGUGGGCUUUGCAGCUGAUGGAUGCAGCUUUCUCCAGCCGGCAGCUAGAUUUCAGCCCAGACACAGUCACAUUCAACGUCGCCCUGGCAUCCUGGGGACAGGGAAGACAUUGGGACCGAGCCCUGCUGAUACUUGAUUGGAUGAGGGAUCGCGACUGUCCACCAGAUGUCGUGAGUUUUUCCGCGGCAAUCAGUGCCUGUGAGCGAGCGGGCGAGUGGGAGAGUGCGCUGGCAUUGCUGGAAUCGAUGAGGCGAUCGACAAUUCGAGCAAACGCCACCUGUUACGGAGCUGCGAUUGGUGCUGUCCGCUGGCCUUUGGCCACCGUUCUGCUUCAGGACAUGACCGCAGCACGGCUUCUGCCGACAACAGGCUGCUUGAAUGCCGCCAUAACGUCCUGCGUGCGCUCUGCAGACUGGGAGCACGGCCUUCGGCUCUUAGUCUCCAUGUCAUCCCUCAAGGCGGAUUUCAACAUCGUGUCCUUCAAUGCUGCCAUUGCAGGAUGCGAGCGCGGCAGCAGCUGGGAGCUUGCCAUGGCCCUGCUGCAGGAGGCCUUCCGGCACGACCCGAAUGCUGCCAGCUGCGGAGCUGUCAUAGCAGCCUGCAGGCGAGCCGCGAAGUGGCAAUCAGCCGUACACCUCGCCCGAUCAGGAAUGCCGGCGGGUAGUGGAGCUUGCUUUGGUGGAGGUCAGCUGCAGCCGGUUGGCAUGCUCGCUGAAGCAGGCAGAUGA